AUGUCCAUGUCCAUGUCGCGGGCGGGGAACGAUGGCAUCGCCGCGCUGGAGCGGGCCGGGGCGGAGGCGAUGAAGCGGGCGGUGCAGCUGGACGUGGCGUGCCGGUUCCAGGAGUCGCUGGUGUGUUACCAGGAGGGCAUCGACCUCCUGCUGCAGGUGGUGAAAGCCACCACCGAUGAGGCCAAAAAGCUCCGCUACCGGCAGAAGAUAUCCGAGUACAUGACCAGAGCCGAGGACAUUAAAGAACACAUUAAGAAACAAGAUGGCAAAUACCAUAAGCAAAUCAGGAUAGAGGAAAAUGCAACAGGUUUUGGUUAUGAAAAGCUUUUCCACGAGUACCUCACUGAGAGUGUGUCUGAAGUUUGGGUGCAGGACCCGUACAUUCGGCAGGUUCAUCAGUUGUAUAACUUCCUACGAUUCUGCGAGAUGCUAGUUAAGGGGCCGUGCAAGGUGAAAACAAUCCACCUCCUCACUUCCUAUGAUGAGGGUGGUGGGAGGAGCCAGCAGAUGACUGCCUUGGAAGAAAUAAAACAGUCAUUGAGUAAUUAUGGAGUAACACUGAGUAUUGACUUCUCGUCUUCAAUACAUGAUCGAGAAAUCAGAUUCGACAAUGGCUGGAUAAUUAAGAUUGGAAGGGGUCUUGAUUAUUUUAAGAAGCCACGGGGUUGUUUCAGCAUUGGACACUGUGACUUUGACUUGAGACCUUGUCGUGAAACAACAGUGGAUGUCUUUCAUGCUAAGCACACAAAGAAAAUGUGAUCAGAAAUGUCUGCUUUUAAUAAGUGUUUUCAUAAGCAUAAAAAUGUAAGACUGAAAGAUGUUGCUUGAGUCCAGCUGGUUGCCCACAGAAGCAACUCUUACAAUCCAUGUCUAAAUUUUAUCUUGAUUUUGUAACAGACCCCCAGUAGUGUCUUUCAAAAGCCUCUUUACUGCCAUUUGUAUUUUUACUGCUGAUUUCAUCUUGAGCCUGUUUUGGAUUUUUUGUCUUUAACUGAUCACCUCAAAAUCAUUGGAAGCUGGGCUGACACAUGUCCUCUUUUAUAAGCAGUCUUAUUUAUUUCCUUUAAUUCCUGUAUUCUAGUCAUGACUACUAUUUUGCUGGGUUUUUGUCAUUCCUGUAAUACUUUAUUUCCCAGACUUUACUAGUAAUCCCAAUUUUCACAUUCCAUUUUCCAAACUCUUUGCCUAGGAAUGUGGUAGUGUUCAGUACACAGUCAUUUUAGGGUUGUUUUAUUUGCAAACAGCUGCAAUCUUCCUUGGCACUCCUGUGUGUUCUUUUAUUCCAUGAUACAUGACCACAUCCACCCUUUGCAUUAAGUGUGGAAAGGAUGUAUGAUCCUCUCCCAGUCCUACUCUCUGCCUUUCAAGCCCAAUGACUGGCUUUUCAUGCCACUCUCAACUUCAGUAUUUUGCUACUACUAAGGUAGUCCCCUAAAAUGAAUAAAUGUAAGUUUUGUCAGAAGCUGGGUGCCCUGAGUAUCUCAGUUGGUCAGAGCAUAGUGUGAGUGAUGCCAAGGUCAGGUGUUUUAUCCCUGUAAGGGCCAUUCACUUAAGAGCUGGACUUGAUCCUUGUGGGUCCUUGCAACUCAAGAUAUUCUGCAAUUCUAAGCAAUAUGCUAUUUAGAAUAAAGACAAAAGUCUUCCCUUGUCAUUCCUGCAGCCUUUGGAAACCAGAAGGUAUUACCAGAGGUACUGCUUUUUAAUUUUUUUUUUAAUCUUAUACAAGAGUUUUUUGUUAGCAAGAAUCUGCCUAAGUCAUACAGUCUGACAUAAAAAACAGGCAGUGGCCUCUUUUUCAGGUCCCAUCAAAAACUUUUCAGCCUCAGGACUGACACGUGCCUUACACUUUCUGCCUUGUAACACAAUAGGCCUCUGUGUUUUAGUAUCAUGUUUAUUGUGAGAACUUUUUUUAUUUCCUAUAUUUAUUUUUCCUGAUGGUUGUUGUAUUCCAUUGUCUUUUUUUCCCUUAAUGUACUUUAUUUUCAUCUUCUGUCAUCUAAUGAAUGCUGCUAUUCUUUUCCUCUUAUUUCUAAAUCUAUUUAGAUUUCUAACAAAAAAUCUGUUCCACAACAAUCAAUAAGAAAUGGAGCUGGUCUUUGCCUUGUUUUCUGGGUCACAAUUUUCCAGUGGUCUGCAUUCUUUAUCCUUUCUCAUAAUAAUGUUUCAGCUUUGCACUGUUGCAUCAGCAAAAUGAAUAAGUCACAGAGCUGUAUGCUAUUAGUCAUUCCCCCAAACAUUCCAUAGGAGCUCCCUGGUUUGCUGCUGUGAUAAAAAGUUUCUAGUCACUUGUGAAUUUUAUUCAGUUGUGUAUAAUAUAUGCCUAUUUUUAGUGGGAAUAAAGGCUAUUUUUUAUUAUUUGUA
Molecule: messenger RNA, 2361 nt
Organism: Passer domesticus (house sparrow)
Lineage: Eukaryota; Metazoa; Chordata; Aves; Passeriformes; Passeridae
Gene: MITD1
Product: microtubule interacting and trafficking domain containing 1
Exons: 7
Coding region: 1-759 (252 amino acids)
Biological process (GO): midbody abscission
Cellular component (GO): midbody
Source: RefSeq, a predicted model, not a curated record